AACGAGCCUCCACCGCGGCUCAUGCGCAGUACUUGACGUUUCAAAGUUGCUUCUCCGGGUGUUUGAACAGGAAGGCGGACAUGUUGGUCAGGCGGUGGGAGAAAAUCGGGCAUCGUUUAGUUUUUCGAAAAAUAACAUAGCUAACGUUAGAUCAAAACCAGAUUUAUCUAUGUAGAACCAGAAAGUUUUCCUUCUGUAUCGGUCAAUAUCGAUGGCCGAUGACAAUGUGAGGCUUACUGCGAACGGACGGCAAUGAAAUGUUGUAACAAGACGGUGUUUUAAACUGAUCGAAAUUUGGAAGGAUCAUUGUUUUUCCGCCACUUCUACUUUGCAGCUGUCAGACUCGUUUAUAGUUUUUUUGCAAGGGCCUUACACUGAUAUAUGGACACAAGCCUGGGAGUAAUGUGGCUACUUUGCAACCUAUCGGAUUUUUAAAACUGUAUUUAAGUUUUACUCUUUGGAUGUAUCGAUCUAUUUUUAAAUCCUGCACAACUCCUCUGCGGCAUCCUGUGGACGCCAACUAAUCUGUUCAUGCAUUUAGCCAAGUUAAUUUAGCUAGCGUUAGCAAGUUGCAAUUUCUGAAGUUGUCUGCAAAACCUGGCUGAACUAGGGAAAUAUAUUUUUUGAAAAUGUGGCUUUUGAAUAUCAAACGCCACUUUAAACGUUUCAUGGUCAGUGAAAAAGAGAGAAGAGACACGUUUCUUUGAUUGAAUCUGCGGGUUCUUGCUAAACACUUGAGUUCACGCAAAGGAAAUAACAUUAGGCUAACAGCUACGUUAGCAAUUGAGCUAGAUUGCUAACUCGUUUUAUUUAGCUAUAGCACCGGCGUGGAACUCUACUUGUCUGCAAACAUGUCGUCUGGAGAAAGUUUGGAAGCUCGUUUUGAGAAAAUCGAUGCCAUGUUGAAGGACCCGAAGUCGGAAAUAAACACUGAUUGCCUUUUGGAUGGCUUGGAUGCGUUGGUGUACGACCUUGACUUUCCAGCCUUGAGGAAAAACAAAAGCAUCGACAACUUUUUGAAUAGAUAUAAGGACACCAUCAGUAAGAUCCGGGACCUGCGGAUGAAAGCAGAGGACUAUGAGGUGGUCAAGGUUAUCGGGAGGGGUGCUUUUGGAGAAGUGCAGUUGGUAAGACACAAAGCCACGAGGAAGGUGUACGCCAUGAAGCUGCUUAGCAAGUUUGAAAUGAUCAAAAGGUCGGACUCUGCUUUCUUCUGGGAGGAGAGGGACAUCAUGGCCUUUGCCAACAGCGCCUGGGUUGUGCAGCUGUUUUAUGCGUUCCAGGAUGACCGUAACCUCUACAUGGUGAUGGAGUAUAUGCCCGGCGGAGACCUGGUCAACUUGAUGAGCAACUAUGAUGUCCCCGAGAAGUGGGCCCGCUUCUACACCGCUGAGGUGGUGCUGGCUCUAGACGGGAUCCACGCCAUGGGCUUCAUACACAGGGACGUGAAGCCUGAUAACAUGUUGCUAGAUAAAGCGGGCCACUUGAAGUUGGCAGACUUUGGGACCUGUAUGAAAAUGAACAAGGAUGGUAUGGUACGAUGCGACACAGCAGUGGGAACACCAGACUACAUUUCGCCAGAGGUACUAAAAUCCCAGGGAGGAGAUGGAUAUUACGGCCGGGAGUGUGACUGGUGGUCCGUGGGAGUCUUCCUGUAUGAAAUGCUUGUUGGUGACACACCGUUCUAUGCUGACUCGUUGGUGGGGACGUACAGUAAAAUCAUGAACCACAAGAACGCCCUGACCUUCCCUGAUGACAGCGACAUCUCCAAGGAUGCCAAAAACCUUAUCUGUGCCUUCCUGACUGACAGGGAGGUAAGACUGGGUCGCAACGGGGUGGAUGAGAUCAAGAGACAUCCUUUCUUCAAGAACGACCAGUGGACAUGGGAGAACAUCCGYGAUACGGCGGCCCCGGUGGUGCCUGAGCUGAGCAGCGACAUCGACACCAGRAACUUUGACGAGAUCGAGGCGGACCGGGGAGACGAGGAGACCUUCCCCAUACCAAAGGCCUUCGUGGGCAACCAGCUGCCCUUUGUGGGCUUCACCUACUAUAGCAGUCAUCAGUUUUCCCGGAGCUCCYGCACCAAGAGUGUUGACAAACGCAGCAGCUCCACUAAGGAAGACAAGAGCCAUCUGGAGAACCUGCAGAAGAGGAUCUACCAGCUAGAAGAACAACUCCACAGUGAGAUGCAGCUGAAGGACGAAAUGGAGCAGAAGUGCAGGACCUCGAACACAAAGCUUGACAAGAUCAUGAAAGAGCUGGACGAGGAGGGCAACGUGAGGAAGGGUGUAGAGGCCAGCAUGUCCCUGCUGGAGAAAGACAAGAUGAUGACCCAGCACCGAGCCACCGAGUACCAAAGAAAGGCCGACCAGGAGGCCGAGAAGAGACGCAACUUGGAGAACGAGGUGUCCACUCUGAAGGAGCAGCUUGAGGACAUGAGGAAAAUCUGCCAAAACUCUCAGGCCUCGAAUGACAAGAUCCUACAGUUGCAAAAUCAGCUGGAGGAGGCCAAUGACCUGCUGCGGGCAGAGUCGGACACGGCAGCGCGGCUGAGGAAGAGCCACACAGAGAUGGCCAAGUCCAUGAGCCAGCUGGAGGGGCUGAACCGCGAGCUGCAGGAGAAGAGCCGUUCGUCUGACGGGGGGAGGGCCCAGCUAGAGAAGGAGCUGRUGCAGCUGCAGAGCACCCUGGACUCUGAAAGGAGGUGCUACAGCCAGGGAUCAGAGGAGAUCCACGAGCUGCAAGUGCGGAUGACUGGUUUUCAGGAGGACAAUAAGAACUUGGAACUCAGCCUGUCCAAAGUGGAGGCGGAACGCAAGCAGGCCCAGGAGKGGAGAAACAACCUGGAGAAGGAGAAGAACAACCUGGAGAUUGACCUGAACUACAAGCUGAAGACUCUGCAGCAYCGUUUGGACCAGGAACACACAGAACACAGAGUGACACGGGCCCAGCUCACUGACAAAUACGAGUCCAUUGAAGAGGCCAAGUCAGCUGCCAUGCAUGCGGUGCAGCAGAAGGUGUCGGAGGAGAGCGGGGCGAGGAUGCGAGCGGAGAGCAGGGUGGUGGAGGUGGAGAAGCAGUGCUCCAUGCUGGAGUUUGACCUCAAGCAGUCCGUGCAGAAGAUGGAGCAGCUGAUGAAGCAGAAGGAGAGGCUGGAGGACGAGGUGAAAGGUCUACGGAUGCAGCUGGAGCAGGAGUCCAGUAAAAGGCUGCUGGCCCAGAACGAGCUGAAGUGCCGCUCGCAGGAGGCCGACCGGCUUAAGAGCUCGGAGAAGCAGCUGAAGCAGGAGAUCAACACGGCACUAGAGAGCAAACGGUCGCUCGAGUUCCAGCUCGCACAGCUCACUAAGCAGUACAGGGGCAACGAGGGACAGAUGAGGGAACUUCAGGACCAGCUUGAGGCCGAACAGUAUUUUUCAACGCUUUAUAAAACUCAGGUGAAGGAACUGAAAGAGGAUAUUGAGGAGAGGAACCGGCAGGUCCAGGAAGCUCACAAGAAGGUGCAGGAGCUGCACAGCGAAAGGGACUCCCUGUUGGCCCAGCUGGAUCUGACAGUGACCAAGGCGGAGUCGGAGCAGCUGGCCAGGGCGCUCCAGGAGGAGCAAUACUUUGAGCUGAGCCAGGAGAACAAGAAGGCCACGGCCAGACACAAGCAGGAGGGCACCGAGAAGGAUGCCACCAUCGCACGGCUUGAGGAUUCCAACAAAACCCUGACCAAAGAUGUGGAGAACCUCAGCAAGGAGAAGGCCGAGCUGAACAAUAAGCUUSGCAUUCAGGAGGAAGAGUAUGCCUCCCAGAAAGAGGAGAUUACAAACACAAUCAAGGCCAACUACGAGAAGGUUCUCAGCACAGAGCGCACGCUCAAGACUCAGGCGGUGAACAAGCUGGCAGAGAUCAUGAACAGGAAGGAUAUGAAGCUGGACACCAAGAAGAAGGGCAACACGACCGACCUGAGGAAGAAGGAGAAGGAGAACCGCAAGCUGCAGCUUGAYCUCAAACAGGAGAAGGACAAGUUCAACCACAUGGCCAUUAAGAACCAGAAGGAGCUCAGUGAGAUGCAGGCGCAACUGUCCGAGGAGUGCACGUACCGCAAUGAGCUMCAGAUGCAGCUGGACAGCAAGGAGAGUGACAUCGAGCAGCUGAGGGAGAAGCUCAACGACCUGCAGCUGCGCAUGGACAACUCCAGCGUCACCAGCCUGCAGAUGGACGAGACGGACAGCAACAUCGCCGAAUCCAGACUGGAAGGGUGGCUGUCCAUUCCUAAUAAACCUAAUAUCAAACGAUAUGGCUGGAAGAAGCAGUAUGUGGUGGUGAGCAGCAAGAAGAUUCUGUUCUACAACGAUGAACAGGACAAAGAACAGUCCAACCCCUCCAUGGUACUAGAUAUCGACAAACUGUUCCACGUGCGUCCAGUCACCCAGGGUGAUGUGUACCGAGCAGAGACCGAGGAGAUCCCCAGGAUAUUCCAGAUCCUGUAUGCCAAUGAGGGGGAGUGCAGGAAGGAGGCGGACAUGGAGACGGUCUCGCAGGGCGACAAGACCAACUGUCUGCCCCACAAAGGUCAUGAGUUCAUCCCCACGCUUUACCACUUCCCCACAAACUGUGAGGCCUGUGCCAAGCCCCUGUGGAAUGUCUUCAAGCCCCCACCUGCCCUGGAGUGCCGCCGCUGCCACGUCAAGUGCCACCAGGACCACCUCGACAAGAAGGAGGACGUCAUUGCACCCUGCAAAGUGAACUACGACGUGACCUCUGCCCGGCACAUGCUCRUGCUAGCCCUGACCCAAGACGAGCAGAAGAAAUGGAUCGGCCACCUGGGCAAGAAGAUCCCCAAAACACCGCCCUCCUCCUUCCUGAGGGCGUCGCCCCGCACCAUGUCCACGCGCCCCGCACCCAACCAGUCCUUCCGCAAGAACCCCAAAAGCAUCACAGGGAAGCCAAGCAGGUUGCAGUCUCAUUCUGCUACCACAGCCUCCAGCCUCCAAGCAGCAGACACAACAUCCAGCACUUGUUGACAUUGACAACAACUCCUCCUCACCAAAUUUACAGAAGAAUUCUUAACUCUUUACACUAUCUCCUUACUGUUUUGGCUUGAUUAUUUAUUAUUAACUGACUGUGUUGAUGGUGUAUCUAACAUCAGUGGAACUGUCCUUUGUGGUUCUUUCUCGUUUGACUUGGAACUCUUUCUAUCUAAUUUGACACUAAAGUGUUUUUUUUGUUUCAUUGACUAACUCUUAGGCCUCUAUGCAACCUUUCCUGAAGCCUUUCCCUCUACCAAGUAUGACGCCAGAGACCAUGAAAUGCAUAAUGGAGAUGCAGUUACUAUGUGUUUUUAAACCUGUUUUUCUAUAUAAUGUAUUAACAUCUAUCGGGGGUACUAACCAAGUGUCAAAUGUCUUACACUCUUUCACUGGACACAUGUUUUCUCUUUCUUCCAGCUAACCAUCUGAACCAUUGGAUUCUGUUGGGACUUUGUGUUUUUUCUUUUUCCCACCUCACAAAAACAGGAGGGUCCCUAUUUGAUAUCAAAGUCAAUUAAAGCAAUCUGACCAGCGCUGGAAAUUUGGGAUAGUUAUCUGACAUAAGGCAUCAGGGACAUUGAAAAGGCCUGCUAUUCCUCCCUCACCCCCUCUUCUCCUACCCUCACCCUCACCCUGGAACCUCAACUAAGACUCCCUCAUCCAGCCACCACAUACUUGCAACUCUUUGUUUCUUCCAGAAGAUGGCGUGGCUCGUCGUUCCAAAACGUGGGACUUGGGACCUGAAUGGGAGAUGGAAAGAAAGAGCGAGGGGCUCGUGACAUGCUGUGGGUAGUACAUCUUCCAUGUCAGGAAUAGGAAGGGUUUAUGGUUGAAUAAAUGACUGGAGGUUUUGCUGGGACUCUUGCAUGUAAACAUGGUCAACAUUGAGGUACUGCAGUACAGGGAUUGGCUUAACUCUGUGGAGAAUGGGUACAUCUCGGGGAAACGUAAAUGUGUUCCCCCCCCCCCCCCCCGUCUGAGAAAAGAGAAACUCUGUUUCCAUCUAAAUUGACUUCAAUGCCUUUGACUGAUGGACUCUGGUGGCCUUUGCUUCGAUCCCUUAUUACUUGGCACUCCAGCUAUAUCAGGGUUCAGUUGAGACAGAGUAUGUAUUGGGAACUGAGUAUUAGAUGUUUUUCAGUAUUGAGUGAGGAGCGUGCAAGAUCAUUUAAAUCUAUGCAUUAUUUUUAUUAAUUGUUGUAAUUGCUCCAAGCCAUAAGCAAAUUCCAUUGUAAUGGCGGAUAGGAGACCUAAAAAGUAUUUUCUUUUUCUUUGUGUAUUCAUUGGGUACAUUUCUGUAAUAUUGUAUUUUUUUGUAUGUAUUGCCUUACAUUGACUCAUAGAUAAAUGGUUCAAAAGGAAAACAUUAAGUUAACAAAUGUAAAACUGCACUGUUUGAAUUGUAAAUUAUUUGUAGAAGACUUAACCAGGUGUAGCAUUUGGCCCACCUAGUGCCUUAAUGUUUGGAUAAUGAUUUUACUGCCAUAUCUGUUUUGUGUUUAUCUCCAAAAACAAGACAAAUCCAAACUCUUCCAUUUUUUUUAUUUUMAUCUGCUACAUUGUGGUUUUAUCAUAACGUUUCCUGUCUGGUUGGAGUUUAUUUUGAAUGCCUCUUUAUAGACUCAUUGCUAUAGUGUAAUGUGUCAACACAAAGUUCCCAGAGUCCAGUAUCUAGCUCACAACAGUUUCUGGAUGGUGUACCUUGACGAAGGCUUGUUAAAAAUGUAGUUAUAAUUAUAUUCAUAUGGUAACGUCCCAUUCACGCAAAUCCAGCUGUGUACAUAAUUUGAAGAUAAAAAAAAAAACAAUGAUCAUGAAUACCGCUAAUUCAAAAUGUUUUUUUUGUUCAGUAAAAAGAGGUUGAGGGGGAAGCACUGGAACUAUGACCUACUUACUCUAUUUUGUCUUGGAUGAAUCGCAUGUUUAAUUGCAUUGGAGGCCGCACUGAUGGAUAUGUGUCAAUAAACAUAUCUUUAUCUAUAAUCUA
This is a messenger RNA of Salvelinus sp. IW2-2015, 7005 nucleotides long. Its product is annotated as rho-associated protein kinase 1. The record is from RefSeq and is a predicted model, not a curated record. Gene Ontology annotation, cellular component: cytoplasmic stress granule; cytoplasm; cytoskeleton. Gene Ontology annotation, biological process: cortical actin cytoskeleton organization; mitotic cytokinesis; Rho protein signal transduction. Gene Ontology annotation, molecular function: small GTPase binding; Rho-dependent protein serine/threonine kinase activity; ATP binding. Lineage: Eukaryota; Metazoa; Chordata; Actinopteri; Salmoniformes; Salmonidae.